Lathyrus sativus (Indian pea) is the source of this 672-nucleotide messenger RNA. Lineage: Eukaryota; Viridiplantae; Streptophyta; Magnoliopsida; Fabales; Fabaceae. The record is from the annotation of a GenBank genome assembly.
AUGGCUCUUGGAUUCUUCGCUCUCGCUAUUUUUCUAUUUCUCACUCUAGAUCCUGAUGUUUCUCCGUCUUCCACCGCUUCUGCUUCCGCAGCUUCCUCCGAAGGCGUCGAGGUUCAGAUUACUUAUGGUUCGGUUAUAAAGCUUAUGCACGAGAAGACGAAAUUUAGGUUGCAUUCUCAUGAUGUGCCGUAUGGCUCUGGCAGUGGACAGCAAUCGGUUACUGGUUUUCCUACGGUUGAUGAUUCCAACAGUUAUUGGAUUGUUAGGCCUGAGCCAGGGACUUCAGCUAAACAAGGCGAUGCCAUUAAAAGUGGCACAAUCAUUAGAUUACAGCACAUGAGGACAAGGAAGUGGUUGCACAGCCAUUUGCAUGCGUCCCCAAUAUCAGGCAAUCUCGAGGUCAGCUGCUUUGGUGGAGAAAAUGAUUCUGAUACCGGGGACUAUUGGAGGCUUUUUAUAGAAGGAAGUGGAAAGACCUGGAAGCAGGAUCAAAAGAUUCGGCUUCAGCACGUUGACACUUCAGGCUAUCUACACAGUCAUGAUAAGAAAUACAGUCGGAUUGCUGGGGGACAGCAGGAGGUUUGCGGUCUUCGUGAAAAGCGCGCUGACAAUAUCUGGGUGGCAGCUGAAGGUGUCUAUCUUCCUGUUACCGAAAGCAAACAAGUUGAGUAG